CUCUCUCCCUCUGGUCUAUCUCUCCUCUAAUCUUUUUCUCUCUCGAUCAAAAUUAAAAUUCGUGAUUAUCCUGAUUUCUCAAUCGAGAACAUGGAUUUGGGUAUUUGAUUUUGAUCAGUAGAGUUUGAUUUUUUUCCCGACCCUCGAUUGUUAUCAUUUAUUUAUUGAAAGCUUGUUUCGUUGAAUUUUAUUGGGAGAGAGAGAGUUCUUGCGAAAGAUGGCGAUAGGUUCAAAGAGGAAGACACCACCUGGGAUUUCGCUUCUGAGGAGAAUCAGAGGAAGAAAUUGGAGCCCGAAGACGUUUCGUUACGCGAUUCUAUUGAUUACUUUCAUCGCGUACGCAUGUUACCACGCCUCUCGGAAACCAAGCAGCAUAGUGAAAAGCGUUUUACACCCAGACUCGAGCACUGAGCCACCUCGAGAACACAUCAACAGGUAUCCUUGGCCUUUGGGCAACGUUUUCGUUAAGGAAGAGAAUCAUCAGGCCCUGUUGCAUCGCAAGUCCAAAGGGUGGGAGCCGUUUAACGGGAAAGACGGUACGUCGAGGUUGGGAGAGAUCGAUGUGGCGUUUCUCGCUUGUUACUCUUUGGGAAUGUAUGUAGCUGGACAUUUGGGUGAUAGUUUGGAUCUGAGAUUGUUUCUGACUUGGGGAAUGAUUGGGAGUGGGUUUUUCGUUGGGCUGUUUGGGAUGGGUUAUUUCUGGAACAUACAUGCGUUUUGGUUCUUUCUGGUGAUGCAAAUGGCGGCUGGGUUGUUUCAGGCGACAGGAUGGCCAUCGGUUGUGGCUGUGGUCGGGAAUUGGUUUGGGAAAAGGAAGAGAGGGCUUAUCAUGGGGAUUUGGAAUGCUCAUACUUCCGUUGGGAACAUUUGUGGUUCGUUGAUAGCUGCUGGUGUUCUUGAGUAUGGUUGGGGUUGGUCGUUUAUAGCUCCUGGUUUUGUCAUGUCUUUAGGAGGAGUUCUUGUUUACUUGUUCUUGGCUGCGUACCCUGAGGAUGUUGGGUUUCCAGAUAUUAAUUCUAAUUCAGGUAAGUUCAUUAAGAGGAACCGAAACAUUGAUGAAGAAGAAGAAGAAGAAGCAGAUGUUGAAGAAGAAGGAGAGGGUUCAGGUUCAGGUUCAGGGGCAGGGGCAGGGUAUGAGAAUAAAAGAAGUGUUGGGCUUUUGCAAGCUUGUAUGAUUCCUGGUGUUAUACCGUUUGCGCUGUGUCUCUUCUUCUCGAAGCUGGUCGCGUACACUUUCUUGUACUGGUUACCGUUUUAUCUGAGCCAAACAACUAUUGGUGGAGAGUAUAUGUCUGUGAAAACAGCAGGAAACCUCUCCACGCUAUUUGAUGUUGGAGGCAUUGUAGGAGGGAUUCUUGCUGGUUACAUUUCAGACAAGUUCAAAGCAAGAGCAACAACUGCAGCAACGUUUAUGUACGCUGCGAUUCCGGCGAUGUUGUUGUAUCAUUCCUAUGGAGGUGUCUCUCAGACAGUGAACAUCCUCCUCAUGAUGGUUGCUGGUUUGUUUGUCAAUGGACCAUACGCACUCAUCACAACUGCAGUAUCGGCGGAUCUCGGAACGCACAAGUCUUUACAAGGGGAUUCGAGGGCGCUUGCGACUGUGACUGCGAUUAUUGAUGGGACUGGAUCUGCUGGUGCGGCUUUAGGUCCUCUUUUGACAGGGUUUCUUUCGACUUUGGGUUGGCAAGCUGUGUUCUAUAUGUUGGUCGUUGGGGCUCUUUGUGCUGGGUUGCUCUUGACCCGUCUGGUUAUUGCUGAAAUUAGAGAGAAGCUUGGAUAUGUUGAUGAAGUUCCAGCGUCUGAACCACUCUUAAACGAGAGAAGAUGAUGGAGAAUAGAGCGGCUGGAGAGUCCGUGUGAACAGGAUCCAUUGUUUGCGCAAGAGUUUUGUUCUGUUAUAUAAGUAAGAGUUUGCGGAAAACUUACAGUUCGUUGUAUUCUGUGUUUUGUCUGAUACUGUGAAAUUUUUAUCUCAUAACAAUUGAAGAAAAUUGGCUUUUUCAGCAUUCUUCAUCUAUUUCUUCUCUGUUUUCUACGACACUCGAAGCAAUCUUUGCAUGUUGUUUCGUA
This is a messenger RNA of Eutrema salsugineum, 2070 nucleotides long. Its product is annotated as putative glycerol-3-phosphate transporter 4. The record is from RefSeq and is a predicted model, not a curated record. The transcript is spliced from 3 exons. Bases 218 to 1828 code for a protein of 536 amino acids. NCBI's taxonomy places the organism in Eukaryota, Viridiplantae, Streptophyta, Magnoliopsida, Brassicales, Brassicaceae. Gene Ontology annotation, cellular component: membrane. Gene Ontology annotation, molecular function: glucose 6-phosphate:phosphate antiporter activity. Gene Ontology annotation, biological process: phosphate ion homeostasis; transmembrane transport.